UGCAGGCCUCGAGGCCGGGACCGUCACUGGGGACCCGGCGGGAGCGCGGCCGGCGCGGCACCCCGUGGCGGAGCCCACCUCUCCUCCCUCGCCUGCGCUGUUGUCCCUGGAGCCUAAUGACAGCGCCGCCGGCUCCUGCUGACCCUCUCGCGGCUGAGCUGAGCGCCCGCCUGCCGCGGCCCGGUGCCCCGUCGCCCCGUGCUGCUGAAGCCUGAGGCCGUGCCGCAGCCCUGCCCAGCCCGCACCGCCUCGCCCCCCGCCCGGGGCCCUCAGCAAGGCACCGCGCCAUGGACUCCAUGUUCGAGGACGACAUCAGCCUCCUGACGCCGGAGGCGCUGGGGCAGGACGAGGACUGGCUCGACAGCCCCACCACGGACCUCUCGGGCGAGACCUGCUCGGCCUCCCACUUCGCCCUCAUCACCGCCUACGACGACAUCAAGAACCGGCUCACGGGGCUGGAGCGCGAGAACUCCUCGCUGCGCCGCCGCCUCAAGACCUACGAGAUCAAGUACCCGCUCAUCGGCGAGUUCGGCGAGGAGCACAUCUUCUCCCUCUACGAGGCCCAGGAGACCUCGCUGCUCAAGAGCGAGAAGGCGUCGCUGCAGCAGCAGCUCAACCAGUUCCAGCACGAGCUGCAGAAGAGCAAAGAGCGGGAGGAGCAGCUGGACGAGAUGAUCCAGGCCUACGAGAAGCUCUGCGUGGAGAAGAGCGACCUGGAGUCGGAGCUGGGCGAGAUGCGGGCGCUCGUGGAGACGCACCUGAGCCGCAUCCGGAGCCUGGAGCAGCAGCUGCGGCAGCGCGACGGCAGCACCUUCGGCAGCCUCGGCGCCCCGCUGCCCGGCCAGGAGGUGCCGUUCCUGCCGCUGCACGGCAGCCCCGGCCUGAGCCACGUGCUGGAUUGCCCCGUGGGCUGGCCCAGCCGCGGCCUGGAGCAGCUGGAGGCCGAGCUGGAGGCGGCGCGGCAGGAGGCCCAGCGCGCCCAGCACCGCGAGGAGCACCUCAAAGCCGAGUGCGAGCGGCUGCAGGCGGAGCUCACGCAUCUGCAGGAGACGCGGGCGCAGGAGCAGUCGGAGCGGGACAUGGCCUGGGUGAAGAAGGUGGGCGACGACCAGGUGAACCUGGCGCUGGCCUACACGGAGCUGACGGAGGAGCUGUGCCGCCUGCGCGGCCUCAGCGCCCUGCAGAGCCAGAUCCUGCACGCGCUGCUGCAGGAGAAGAGCCUCAACGGCGGCCAGCGCCACUCGCCGCUGUCCCAGUGCCACUCGCCGGCCCAGCAGCGCCGCUCGCCCGCCCCGCAGGGCCCCCCGCCCGCCGCGCCGGGCCGGGCCCCCGCGCCCCCCUGCCAGUCGCCGGCGCUGCAGCGGCGCUCCCCGGCCCCCGCCGGCAGCCCCUCGCCGGCCCCCCAGCGCCGCUCGCCGGCCCCCGGCCCCGGGCAGUCACCGGCGCAGCAGCGGCGCUCGCCGGCCCCCGCCGCCGCCAGCCAGUCGCCCGGGCAGCAGCGGCGCUCGCCGGCCCCGCCGCCCGGCCCGGCCCCGGCCGCGGCGUCUCCGCACCGGGCGCCGGAGCCGGGCUACGCCAAGCCCUCGAGCCGCCACAUCAAAGCCAGCUUCCAGGGGCGCCGGAGCUACUCGGAGGUGAGCAACGUGGCGCCGUGCCAGCAGGGCCGCGCGCUCUGGCUGCAGCCCGAGGCGGCGACGCUGCCCAAGCCGCGGCCCUACGGCGAGCUCUACCUGGGCGCCGCGCCGGGGCCCCGGCAGCCCUUCGCCGAGCACGUGCGCUUCGAGAAGCAGUCGUCGGACGAGGACGAGUGGGCCGUGCCCAGCCCGCCCAGCCCCGAGGCCGGCGCCGUCCGCUGCGCCUCGUUCUGCGCCGGCUUCCCCAUCCCCGCCGCCGCCGCCGCGCGCCGGACUGCGGCCGCCUACGCCCGCGCCGAGCACGCCCAGUCCUGGCCCUCCAUCAACCUGCUGCUGGAGGCGGCGGAGUCGGAGGCGCGGAGCUGCCCGCUCUGCCAGCUCGCCUUCCCCGUCGGCUACCCGGACGCCGCGCUGGUGAAGCACAUCGACUCGCACCUGGAGAACAGCAAGAUCUGAGGGCGCCGCGUCGGCGCGUCGUGCCGGCCGCCCGCCCCGGGAUCCGGCUGCUGCGUGGCCCCGCGCGCGGCGGCACGGCGCCCCAAAUACCUCCGAGGCCUCGGGAGCUGCGGCCGGACUGCCGGAGCCCCCAGCCCCCGGCCCGGCCCCGCGCGUGGAGGUGGGUCUCCCCGGCCCUGUGGGUGCGGAGCCGGCCCCCCCCCCCCCCCCCGCCCUCGGGUUUCUCUGCUUGAUCUCAGGGAGGAUUUGAGGGAACGGAUCCCGCGUCCGGGCCCCAGAAAGCAGGCGAAGGGCAGGGGCUGCCUGUCCUCGGUCCCCCCCGGCCACCUCGUCCCACCGGUUCAAGCAUCUUUCCAGGCUUUUACAUUAAAAGCGUUGCCCCCCCUACGUUCCUGCCCCAUCUCCCCACGAUGAUGCUGCUGAGAAAGGAAACCCGCUGCACCGCGCCGGGUCCCGGUGCCACCGGAGCCACCGCUCCGAGCGCAGCCGGCCGGUGCCAGAGCCCCGGGAGCGCGGGAACGGCCUGCAUCCGCCUCCCUCCCUCCGGCCCGCGCGAGCAUCUCCCCCUCCGCAGCACGGCCCCCCCCCCGCGCCCCCGGCCCCGUCCCCGGGGCUGCGACAGCCCUGUGCCCCCCUGCACUGCCCCACACCUCCCCACACCUCCCACGUUAAAUCUACCUCAAAGCCGCCAGGCUGGGAGCCGGGAGCGAGGGGGUCCCGCGCCGGGGGGGGUCCGCCCACCCGCCGCCCCCGCUCCGCGCUGCAUGCCCCCGCGCGACGCCUCCGCACGCACCGAGCAAGGGCUCCGGGGCGGCCCCCCACUACCACCGCGCUCCCACCGGCUCCUCCGCCGCGGCGGCCCCGAAACACCACCGACUCCAAUAAACCCCUUCCCCAGGCUGA
Dromaius novaehollandiae (emu) is the source of this 2993-nucleotide messenger RNA. RefSeq names its product TBK1 binding protein 1 (gene TBKBP1). Gene Ontology annotation, cellular component: cytoplasm. The record is from RefSeq and is a predicted model, not a curated record. Bases 288 to 2090 code for a protein of 600 amino acids. Gene Ontology annotation, biological process: canonical NF-kappaB signal transduction. The transcript is spliced from 10 exons. Lineage: Eukaryota; Metazoa; Chordata; Aves; Casuariiformes; Dromaiidae.